Loxodonta africana (African savanna elephant) is the source of this 2079-nucleotide messenger RNA. It is a transcript of the gene CTSB, whose product is annotated as cathepsin B. Gene Ontology annotation, cellular component: lysosome. Bases 148 to 1170 code for a protein of 340 amino acids. The record is from RefSeq and is a predicted model, not a curated record. Gene Ontology annotation, biological process: regulation of catalytic activity. The transcript has 10 exons. NCBI's taxonomy places the organism in Eukaryota, Metazoa, Chordata, Mammalia, Proboscidea, Elephantidae. Gene Ontology annotation, molecular function: cysteine-type endopeptidase activity.
GCGGGGCUGGGCCGGGAGAAAUAGGCGCGCCGGGCGGUCUCCGGGAGGAUACCGCGGCGGCACCGGGAUCCGGCGGAGUACGCUCGGCGGCUGUAGGCUUGGGCUUUCGGCGGCGAAAUUCGGUAAAUCCAAGACCCAGCUUCCAAAAUGUGGCAGCUCUUGGCCACCCUCUGCUGCCUGGUGGUGCUGACCAGUGCCCAGAGCAGACUGUAUUUCAAGCCCCUGUCCGAUGAGCUGGUCAACCAUGUCAACAAACUUAACACUACAUGGCAGGCUGGACACAACUUCUACGAUGUGGAUAUGAGCUAUGUGAAGAGACUGUGUGGCACCCUGCUGAAUGGACCCAAGCUGCCCCAGAGAGUUCACUUGGCUGAGGAAAUGGAUCUUCCUGAAAACUUUGAUGCCCGUGAAAACUGGCCAAACUGUCCAACCAUUAAAGAGAUCAGAGACCAGGGUUCCUGUGGCUCUUGUUGGGCAUUUGGGGCUGUGGAGGCCAUUUCUGACCGGGUCUGCAUUCACACCAAUGGGAAUGUCAAUGUGGAGGUGUCUGCGGAGGACCUGCUUACCUGCUGUCACAUGGAGUGUGGGGAUGGCUGCAAUGGAGGCUUUCCUGCUGGAGCUUGGAACUUUUGGACCAAGAAAGGCCUGGUUUCUGGUGGCCUCUAUGACUCCCAUGUAGGCUGCAGACCCUACUCCAUUCCUCCAUGUGAACACCAUGUCAAUGGCUCCCGGCCCCCAUGCAAGGGAGAAGGAGGAGAGACUCCCAAGUGUAGCAAGACCUGUGAGCCUGGCUAUUCCCCAUCCUACAAAGAAGACAAGCACUACGGAUAUAGUUCCUACGGUGUCCCUUCUUCUGAGCAGGAGAUCAUGGCUGAGAUCUACAAAAAUGGCCCAGUAGAGGGAGCCUUCUCUGUGUAUACAGACUUCCUGGUGUAUAAGUCUGGAGUGUACCAGCAUGUAACUGGAGAAGAGGUGGGAGGCCAUGCCAUCCGCAUCCUGGGUUGGGGAGUGGAGAAUGGCACACCCUACUGGCUGGCUGCCAACUCCUGGAAUACUGACUGGGGUGACAAUGGCUUCUUUAAAAUCCUCAGAGGACAGGAUCACUGUGGAAUCGAAUCAGAAAUCGUGGCAGGAAUCCCACGUACUGACCAAUACUGGAAAAAGAUCUAAUCGGCCGUGGCCCUACCCAACCAGCCCUGGGGGAGUUUCCCCCUAAAUAUAGCUAUCUGGGCUGGGAAUGGGAGGCAAGGGAGUGGGAAUGUCUUUUGAGUUCAGAUAAGAUAUAAGAGGUUUUAGACAGUGGCAGGUAUGCUUCAGGGCCUGAAGGACUGGAUUGGGUCAACCUUGUGUCUACUAUUGGAGCUGAUCUUUUCUGGAGUAGACAGAGCUGUCUUCCGUGGAAGACAAAUCCAAAUCCUGGCUACCUCCCAGCUUGUUCAGUGGACUGAUCCUCACAAUGCAAACAGACCACUGCUGAAAGCAAAGUGGGCCCUUUCCCCAUAGACUAGUGCUGUAGGUAGUGCCUGCUGUUCCACCUCUUGAUGUUCCAACUCUUGCUGCAGUGACCCUCCACCCUCUCCCCUCCAGCACAUUUCCAGGGAGCAAGACAGUGAGGACCUAAAGGGUUUGACUUCUGGUUUUCCAAAGGAAUGGAAAGUGUAAUUUCUAAGCAAGUAUCUUUCUAGAAUAGGUUGAGAGGAGAGGUGGUGGGGGCAGCCAUUUGAAGCCAUAUUCUCGCACGGGUUCUGUAUCUAUUGAGCUUUGCAGUGUUACAAAAUUUCUCUGGUCUUUUCUGUGGCAUGAUUCUUCUUUAAUAGAAAUUUUAUUUUUAAUGCACCUCAACUGAUCAUGUGAAUGAACAGUUUUAAGUUAAAGGAGCUGUGCUAGUUUUAUAGACUGUCUCCUGGUGGUGUGUGUAAAACUGGGUGGUCAUGAUUUGACUGACUGAUACCUCUAAUACCAUGGUGAAACUAGUUUCAGAGAAACCAGUGUUUACUUUUUUUAAAUCACUGCUAACCCUAUCAGUUUAACAAGGAAUGGAAUAACUGUGCCAAUAAAAGGUUUCUACUUCAAAUUGAA